AUGGCGUCUCGCCGCCUGUUAUCGAUGCCGCUGUUGCGGACAGCGACCAAGGCCCCCGUGACCGUCUCCGCGACUCAGCUUCGCAAUGGCUCAUCUUCCUCUUCGACUUCCGCCCUCGCCUACAAGGCCCUCCGCCUUCGCUCCGGCCCCCUCCCCGUUGCCGAAUCGCCCACCUGGACUGCCCAGGCGGCCGUCUCUAACAUUCUCUACGAGACGCCUCUGCCGUCGACGGCUCCUCCUAAGCGCCACAUCCUCAAUUGUCUCGUAGCGAACGAACCCGGUGUCCUUUCUCGCAUAUCCGGUAUUCUUGCUGCUCGUGGCUUCAACAUCGACUCCCUCGUCGUCUGCAGCACCGAGGUCGACGACCUGUCCCGUAUGACCAUCGUCCUGCGAGGCCAUGACGCUGUCAUUGAGCAAGCUAGGAGGCAGCUCGAGGACUUGGUCCCUGUGUGGGCUGUGCUCGACUACACCAACACGGCUUUGGUGCAGAGGGAGCUUCUCCUAGCCAAGGUGAACAUACUCGGACCCGAGUACUUCGAGGAGCUGCUCGCCCAUCACCGCGAAAUUUCGGCUGCCGAACCUGCUUCUGAGGAAGCCCAUACCUCAAUUGAGCAGUCUAUCAACCAGGCUGCCAAGGAUUUCCACCCCAGCAGGCUCGCCAUGAGCGAAGCUCUCCGCCACAAGCACGAGCAUCUCAAGUCGAUCACCUACUUCACUCACCAAUUCGGAGGCAAGGUCCUCGACAUCAGCACCAACAGCUGCAUCGUCGAAGUUUCCGCCAAGCCCGACCGUAUCGACUCCUUCCUGAAGCUUAUCACCCCCUUCGGUCUCUUGGAAUCGGCCCGCACCGGCCUCAUGGCGCUGCCCAGGUCUCCUCUCCUCGACCCCAAGGAUGACGCUAUACAGAAGGAUACGGAUGAGAUUGUCGACGCUAGCCAGCUCCCCCCUGGUUAA
Molecule: messenger RNA, 954 nt
Organism: Scedosporium apiospermum
Lineage: Eukaryota; Fungi; Ascomycota; Sordariomycetes; Microascales; Microascaceae
Product: Acetolactate synthase small subunit, mitochondrial
Exons: 2
Coding region: 1-954 (317 amino acids)
Biological process (GO): branched-chain amino acid biosynthetic process
Cellular component (GO): mitochondrial nucleoid; acetolactate synthase complex
Molecular function (GO): acetolactate synthase regulator activity
Source: RefSeq, a predicted model, not a curated record